Messenger RNA from Monomorium pharaonis (pharaoh ant), 2183 nucleotides. RefSeq names its product putative nuclease HARBI1. NCBI's taxonomy places the organism in Eukaryota, Metazoa, Arthropoda, Insecta, Hymenoptera, Formicidae. The transcript is spliced from 4 exons. The coding region runs from base 873 to 2006 and encodes 377 amino acids. The record is from RefSeq and is a predicted model, not a curated record.
CCUUCAUUCUUUUUUCUUAUUCCUCGUCCGUGCUUCUCGCUCGCUCGUUUUGUUCCGCUGGUUUCUUUUGGCCGUUCGUUGAACGGCGUGGAAGCGUGCACGAUAUCACCCUGCCGGUCGAUGGAGACGGUUCGCGCGGCGUCAACGCUCUCGAAAAACGACCGCCCCUUAAACUCUUGUUUUGCCGUUCUUAAAUUGUCGCGCUUUCAGCCUUUAGUAGUACAACGGCACUUAGCGCAGGCGCUAAACUCUCUGCAUUCGCUCGCUUUUCCUCAACGUCGUGUGUUUGACGAAAGGAUGAUUAGAAAACAUAUAAUAUUCUGUUAAAUUUAUAGGGUAGUAAUUAUUAUCGUUUUUUUUUUGCAAGAACAGUUUACUGAAUUUAUUACAAAUUUCUACAUUAACAUUCGAAUGGGCAUGCUCGUCAAGUUUUUAGUCGCGAAGGCGCGAAAAAUCGAUUGAAAAAGUUUUUGCCCCAGCUGAGUUGACAAUUACAUCAGGUUAUAUUGCUCGCAUCUCAUUUCACAUAGAUCGAUAGUUAUACCAUUCGUUGCAUAUAUACGCUCAUCGUUUGCAUACAAUGUGCCUGGUUAAACUUAGUUUUAAAGUCCCAUCGUUAAGGGCCAAUUUCACCAACAACACAAACCGCGAUUAGUUGAAAUUAAACUUCGAUUACGCUUCUAAUCCUUGAUAUUAGAUUUCACCAAGAGCAAUUAAUCAAGUUUAAAAAUGAUCGACGUUUAAGAAUUAACUGACCAAUUUUGGUCGGUUAACGAGCUUAAACCGCGAUCGCGACUGCAAGCAUUGUAAUAUCAGUGAUAUAUUUAAUAUAUAUAAAAAAUCCCAGUGAUAUAUUUUAAAUACAAAUAAGGAUGCAAAGAGCGAACGUGCUAGCUUUUGAAGAUAAUGAUGAUGAGGAUGAGUUUGUUGUUCGUCGACCGAGGUGGAUACGAGACAGAGAAGAUCACUUCCACAACCUAGAUGAUACAGAUUUUGUAAUGAGGUUUCGAUUGUCAAAACGAACAGUGCUGUCUGUUUUGGAGACGAUCGAAAAUCAACUCGAAUUUCGAACAGACAAAAAUAAUUGUGUGUCUCCUAUUAAUCAACUACUGUGUGCCCUCCGUUUCUAUGCCACUGGAUGUUACCAAACAACUGCUGCAGAUUUAUGUGGUUUCAGCACUUCUACUGCUCAUAGAAUUGUGCACAGGGUCAGUUGUGCUAUAGCUUCUUUGCGACCCCUUCAUGUUCUUUUUCCUGAGACACCUUCUCAAAUCCGCAAGACACAAAUGGAAUUUUACAAUAAAGCGAGAUUUCCAAGAGUUAUUGGUGCAAUAGACUGCACCCAUGUUAAGUUCAUAAAGUCACCAGGUGGUGGAAAUGCGGAGGUUUUCCGCAAUAGAAAAGGAUACUUCUCAUUAAAUGUCCAGGCUAUUUGCAAUGCAAAUUUGGAGUUUACGGAUAUUGUUGCAAGAUGGCCAGGCAGCACACAUGACUCCCAUAUUUUCAAUAACUGCUAUCGGAAAGCUAUGUAUCAACAAAGAAGAUACGGUAAUGCUGUGCUUGUUGGAGAUGGAGGGUACGCAUGUACGAGUUACAUGAUGACUCCACUGGAUCAAUGUAAUACAGCUGCUGAACAUUUAUAUAAUGAAUCUCAAAUUCGAACAAGGAAUUCCAUUGAGAGACUGUUCGGUGUAUGGAAAAGACGUUUCCCAGUUAUGGCUCUUGGAUUACGAGUCAGUGUGAAGAAUUCUUUUCCUAUAAUUAUAGCCACAGUUGUACUCCACAAUAUUGCUCGACGUGCUGGAGAAGAUGUUCCUCCUGACGAUCAUGAGAUAAUACUACCUGCCCCUUGGGACAUUCUCCUAGCUGAAGGCAACAUUGAUGAAAAUUAUUUAAUCAAUCUUCAAUGCCGCUUAGAUAGGCCUAGACAAAGAGAAAAUCCCAAUCAUCGAGAACGCCGUGCUCUUGUCGAUAACUAUUUUGAGAAACUGGCAAAUAGAAGCUAAAAGCUAUUAGGGUGCGAGAGAUAUUGAACGAAAAUAAAGUCUUUAUUCAAUUCAAAUACUCUUACAUAUAGUAUAAUAAAAAAAGGAAGGUGGCAAGAAGAAAAGCUGUGCACAAUAUAAUAGAAAAUUAAAAAAUAUUGUAAUGACAUUAGUUUGUAUAAUAAAUGACUUUAAACA